ACUCCACCGUAUUCAUUCCCCACCCCGCUCGCGCGCGUCGCCUCAUCGCCGCCGGCGAUGUCCUCCUCCGUCUCCGUCGCGGCGGAGUGGGACCUCCUCUCCGACCGGUUCUACCGCCGCAUUGCCGUCUACUCCCCGCUGCCCUGGUCGCCCCCACCCGCCACAGCGGCCUCUUCGUCCUCCGGCGGCGGCGGCGGCGGGGGCAGCGGUGGCGUGCUCGGCCGCCUUGACCUGUCCACGCACAUCGUCGCAGCGGCGCCGUUCGGUGGCCCGAUCGCGGCCGUCCGCGACGACUCCAAGAUCGUGCAGCUCCACUCCGAGCCGUCGCGCCGCCGCCUACUCCUCUUCUCUUCCUCCGGCCACCCCAUCGCGUCCUCCCCCUGGCCGCCCCAACUCCCCCGCCUCCACUCGCUCGCGUUCUCCAGCUCCCUCAACCUCGUCGCGCUGCUCUCCGAUGGCUCCCUCCUCCGCUUCCGCCUCCCCGAUCUGAAGCCCAACCCUAGCUCCAUCCCCGUGCCCCUGCUUCCCCCCUCCUCCGGAGGCGUUGCUGACGCUGCCUUCUGGGGAGGUGGCGUAGUUGUUCUCACGGAGGACAACCGCGUCGUGGUGACCACGGACAUCGACGCCGCCGAUCCUCACCCACGCGAGCUACCCGACCCGAGCGUUGGUCCGGACGAACAGGUGCUGUGCAUGGCUGUGGUAGAGCCGCAAUUCGUCAUGUCUGGGAGCCCAGAGGUCUUGCUUGCGGUCGGUGGUCGAGUGUUGGUUGUUGAUGAAGAUGGCGUGCAGACACUCGGCGAGGGGCUUGAGAUUGGACCCGUGCAGAAGAUGGCAGUUUCACCCAAUGGGAAACUGCUUGCAGCAUUUGCACACGAUGGGCGCCUGCUUGUCAUCCCCACGGACUUCUCCAGGAUCAUCUUUGAGUAUGAGUGCGAUUCUGCAUUACCACCGGAUCAAAUAGCUUGGUGCGGAUUGGACAGCGUGCUCCUUUACUGGUCAGAAGUACUUCUGAUGGUUGGUCCAAAUGGAGAUCCGGUGCUGUAUAAUUAUGAUGAACCCAUAAAACUCAUCCCAGAGUGUGAUGGCGUCCGAAUCCUCUCAAAUUCAAGUAUGGAAUUUCUACACCGCGUCCCAGAUUCCACAACGUUAAUUUUUGGCAUUGGAAGCAUGUCCCCAGCAGCAUUGCUGUAUGAUGCUAGAGAUCACUAUGACAAACAAAGCGCCAAGGCAUAUGAUAAUUAUCAGCUAAUAUCGUCUUCCUUGCCUGAGGCAAUUGAGGCAUGUAUAGACGCUGCUGGUCAUGAGUUUGAUGUUUCACGCCAACAUUCAUUACUGAGAGCUGCUUCUUACGGCCUGGCUUUCUGCAGUCAAUUUCCACAUGAACGCUUUCAAGAAAUGUGCAAAACAUUACGUGUUCUCAAUUCUGUUCGUGAUCCUCAGAUUGGGAUGCCACUUACCAUUCAGCAGUACAAGCUGCUUACUGCACCAGUGCUCAUUGGACGUCUGAUUAACGCCAACCAGCACCUGUUGGCGCUUCGCAUUUCUGAGUACCUUAACCUGAAUCCGGAGGUCGUGAUUAUGCACUGGGCAUGUGAGAAAAUAACAGCAUCAGCAUCUAUUCCAGAUACAGUCCUUCUUGAGGCCUUGCUCGACAAGCUCAGGCUAUGCAAAAGCAUAUCAUAUGCUGCAGUAGCAGCUCAUGCAGAUAACAGUGGCAGGCGGAAGUUGGCUGCGAUGCUUGUUGACCAUGAGUCUCAAUCCUCAAAGCAGAUUCCCUUGCUGCUAAGCAUUGAUGAACAAGACAAGGCGUUAUCAAAGGCAAUUGAGAGUGGGGAUACCGAUCUUGUGUACCUUGUGCUUUUCCAUAUCUGGCAGAAGGUAGCUGUAGAAAAGGGUGCUCCAUUGGAUUUUUUUGGCCUAAUCAAUGCAAGGCCGUUGGCUCGCGAUUUGUUUAUAGCAUAUGCAAGGCAUUCUAAGCAUGAAGCUUUAAAGGACUUCUUUCUAUCAACAGGGAAACUUCAGGAUGUUGCCUUUCUUAUAUUGAAAGAGUCAAGGGAAUUGGAGAGGAAUCCAAUGGCAAGCAAGGGAUCUCCCCUUCAUGGUCCACAAGUUAGGCUCAUUGAUCAGGCCCGUAAACUUUUUGCUGACACCAAGGAAAAUGUUUUUGAAUCCAAAGCUUCUGAAGAGCAUGCGAAAUUGUUAAGAUCACAACAUGAGCUAGAAGUUUCGACAAAACAAGCUAUAUUUGUCGGUUCUAGUGUGAGCGAUACAAUCAAAACAUGUAUUGCCAUGGGAAAUGAACGAGCUGCACUCAAAGUGAAGACAGACUUCAAGGUUCCUGAUAAGAGGUGGUACUGGCUCAAAUCCUGUGCUUUAGCUACGGUUGGGAACUGGGAUGCAUUGGAAAAGUUUUCGAAAGAGAAGAGGCCACCAGGAGGCUAUAAACCUUUCGUGGAAGCAUGUAUUGAUGCUGGUCAAAAAACUGAAGCUGUCAAGUACAUUCCGAAGUUGACAGAUCCUCGUGAACGAUCUGAGGCAUAUGCACGAAUCAAGAUGGCAAAGGAAGCUGCAGAGGCAGCUUCACAGGUCAAAGAUAGCGAUGAGCUAUUUGGUCGCCUAAAGCUCACACUGGCGCAGAAUACAGCGGCAGCUUCAAUUUUCGAUACGUUACGGGAUCGGCUAUCCUUCCAAGGAACAUAUUGAUCUACACGUGUUUUGUGCACCCUUGGUACGUGACCGUAAUGGCGUAACCAGACCUGUGCCUUUUGGUGCUUUUGUUAUUUUCUUCGUUGUAUACCGGCCAACAUCCCCCCAGUGUGAAUACCUGUGUAAAAUGUGUAGAUGACGAUUUUGAAGUGCAAAUGUGGAUUUUCUUUUUAGAUAGAGAAGAUAGAGAGUGAGUAUAGGCAUCUUUGUUGCUAUGCCAUGUUAAAAGAGAACACCAGUGCUGGUAUGAUACCAAACAAUCUGGACACCACCCGAUUUCAUCGGAACCAUUGUUUUAUGACUUCAAACUUCUUACCAAGUACACCUCUCCGUUCAAAAAUAUAAA
This is a messenger RNA of Oryza brachyantha (malo sina), 3052 nucleotides long. RefSeq names its product protein VACUOLELESS1. NCBI's taxonomy places the organism in Eukaryota, Viridiplantae, Streptophyta, Magnoliopsida, Poales, Poaceae. The coding region runs from base 58 to 2703 and encodes 881 amino acids. Gene Ontology annotation, cellular component: cytoplasm; lysosomal membrane; endosome. Gene Ontology annotation, molecular function: actin binding. Gene Ontology annotation, biological process: vacuole fusion, non-autophagic; endosomal transport; intracellular protein transport. The transcript has 15 exons. The record is from RefSeq and is a predicted model, not a curated record.